Cygnus olor (mute swan) is the source of this 3016-nucleotide messenger RNA. RefSeq names its product general transcription factor IIH subunit 1 (gene GTF2H1). Lineage: Eukaryota; Metazoa; Chordata; Aves; Anseriformes; Anatidae. The record is from RefSeq and is a predicted model, not a curated record. The transcript has 15 exons. Gene Ontology annotation, biological process: nucleotide-excision repair; transcription by RNA polymerase II; transcription by RNA polymerase I. Bases 319 to 1965 code for a protein of 548 amino acids. Gene Ontology annotation, cellular component: transcription factor TFIIH holo complex; transcription factor TFIIH core complex.
GGCUGCCCGCUGGGACCGGCUGCUGACCGCUAGCGCCGGCUGCCCGCCGGUACCGGCUGUCCGGCCUGCCCUGCGGCAGCGGAAACCGAGCGGUGAGGCUGGCACAGCCCGGCUGCCGGCUCCUGCCCACAUCUGAGUUAGCCAGCGGUGUAAAGGUUUCCUCCGUUCCUGCUCAGACCUCCCCGAGCCCCGCAGGAGGAGGCUGGAGCCAAGUGCUGGUAACGGAGAGCGCUCAGCGGGGCGUUACGAGGCAGGCUCCCGGCUUUGCGAUCAGUUAGGAAGAGUCUCUGCGUUAAAGGCAAGUUCCUUGUAGCCACAAUGGCGACAUCAUCUGAAGAAGUGUUACUGAUUGUAAAGAAGGUACGUCAGAAGAAGCAGGAUGGGGCUCUCUACCUUAUGGCUGAAAGGAUAGCAUGGGCACCUGAAGGCAAAGACCGCUUCACAGUCAGCCAUAUGUAUGCAGACAUAAAAUGCCAGAAAAUCAGUCCAGAAGGUAAAGCUAAAAUUCAGCUUCAGCUAGUAUUGCAUGCGGGGGACACAACCAACUUUCACUUCUCCAAUGAAAGCACAGCAGUGAAGGAGCGAGAUGCUGUAAAGGAUCUUCUUCAACAACUGUUGCCCAAAUUCAAAAGGAAAGCUAAUAAAGAACUUGAGGAGAAAAACAGAAUGCUGCAAGAAGAUCCUGUUUUGUUUCAGCUCUAUAAAGACCUUGUUGUGAGCCAAGUAAUCAGUGCUGAAGAAUUCUGGGCCAACCGUUUAAGCUUGAAUGCAGGGGAUAAUUCUGCAGCACCUAGUAAGCAGGAUGUGGGCAUCUCUGCAGCAUUUCUGGCUGAUGUACGGCCUCAAACAGAUGGCUGCAAUGGUCUGAGGUACAAUUUGACUUCAGAUAUCAUCGAAUCCAUAUUUCGAACAUAUCCUGCAGUAAAAAUGAAAUAUGCAGAAAAUGUUCCACAUAACAUGACAGAGAGGGAAUUCUGGACACGAUUUUUUCAGUCUCAUUAUUUCCAUCGGGACAGACUCAAUACAGGCUCAAAAGACCUCUUUGCAGAAUGUGCCAAACUGGAUGAAAAAGGGUUAAAAACAAUGGUAUCUCAAGGAGUAAAAAACCCUCUGAUAGAUCUAACAGCUUUGGAAGAUAAAACAUUAGAUGAAGGCUACGGUGUUGCUUCUGUGGCCUCUACAUCAAAUGCCUCAAAAUCUGCUAGAGAAAGUAGCAAUGCUGCCAUUAUAAAACGCUUUAAUCAUCAUAGUGCCAUGGUCCUUGCAGCUGGCCUCAGAAAACAAGAAGCACAAAAUGACCAUUACAGUGAGACCAGCAGUAUGGAUGGAAACUCCAGGGAUUCAGAUUUCUUUCAACCACCAAUGAAAAAGGUGAAACUACAGGAGUCCAUUGAAUAUGAAGAUUUAGCAAAGAAUAAUAGCGUUAAAACUAUUGCACUAAACUUAAAGAAAUCUGACAGGUAUUAUCAUGGUCCAACUCCAAUUCAAUCACAGCAAUAUGCAACCAGUCAGGAUAUAAUUAGUUCUUUUCAUAGUAUUAGGCAAGAAAUGGAGGCAUAUGUACCCAAACUAACUCAGGUUCUUUCAAGUGGUGAUGCUACUAGCACUAUUGCAGUCCUGUCACCUGGAGGAGCACUUAUGCAGGGUGGAACACAGCAAGCCAUAAACCAGAUGGUGCCAAAUGACGUUCAGUCUGAACUAAAACACUUGUACGUGGCAGUAGGGGAACUGCUACGACACUUCUGGUCCUGCUUUCCAGUUAACACGCCAUUCCUAGAAGAAAAGGUUGUGAAAAUGAGGAGCAACUUGGAAAGAUUUCAGGUGACGAAGCUCUGCCCAUUCCAAGAAAAGAUUCGCAGACAGUAUUUAAGCACAAAUUUGAUAAGUCAUAUAGAAGAGAUGCUGCAGACGGCCUACAAUAAAUUCCAUACAUGGCAGUCCCGCCGUAUGCUGAAGAAGACGUGAAAAUGCAUGCUGUACAGGUUUGAGAGCAAAAUCUGCAAUAGGUAUAGGAAUACAACCUAGCACACGUGCAGAUCUUAUAGUUGUUGCAGGAGGACCUGCAAGCUGUGGACUUCUGGAAAUGAUGCUAACUGAACUUGCACAUUUUUUUUGAAAAAGGAACUGAGAUUAAACUUGAAAAGUAGGGAGAAAAACAAGGAAGAACCAAAACAGAAGAGCUGAGGCGCAAAAAUAUUUAAAAGACACUGUUUACUGCAGUUACUCAGGAACUGCUUAUGAUUUGCAUAAAGAGCUGCUUUCAGAAAUAAAAAAUUUAAAGAGGGUGUAUUAAUAAAAAUCUGUUUUUCUGUCUAAUUUUUUUAAGAAAUGUAUGGCACAGGGUAGAAAUCAAAAGUUUUUCUUCACUGGAUUCUGACAUUUUAUUGAAUUCUGUUUAUACUUCCUGCAACCGUUUAACAAUAUUUUAAAAUAUAGCAGAAACUGGUUUUGCUUCAAACAUUUGGGAGAGUGUAGCUGUCAGAAGACAAGCUUCUGCCAUAUAUUUUCCCCACCAAUUGGAAGCAAGAGGCAUUGCACUGAAAGCUGUCUAUGGUCUGGGGUCCCUGAAGGCACAUGGGGCAAACUUUUGCCUGAAGUCUUGGAUUUUUAUGCAGAUUUUUUUCAGCCAUCAGGUUUGCAUGUUUUCCUUUGAGUGCAAGCGUGUGCUACUGCAAUCUUUUUUUAAGGUGGCAUUUGUUCUGAGGAGAGAAUGCAUUUUUAAAAAUGAAGUUAAAUAAAGUUUCUUACAAAAGCAGUCAUUUAUUUUCAAUUUAGACUUUUUUAUUAUUUCUUCCCUUUAAAUCUGUUUUCCUUCACUCUUCCCGUUUGACUGUUACACUAUUUUUGGCGAAUUGAUAAUCAUUGCAAAGAGAAAAAAUGUGUUAUUUACACAGUGUCCAUAGCUAUUGGGAAUCUGUGCCAUACUUUGUUCCAAAUAGAACCAGUUCACCAUUUCAGACCAACUUGUCUUGUAUUAAAUGUGACUUAAAUACAGAGUAAAUCUGUUUUCUAUGAU